AUGGAGGACAAUGAAGAAGACACUGUCAGGAUUAUUGUUGUUACUUCAACAAACUACCAGAAUUCGGAGCCCACAGAGAACUGUGUGUUAGAAGUUAGUCCUUGUCUUACUCCCGACACUUUGAACGGCACCCGUCUGGUCUGGGACGAUAUGCAGCGCACUCUGGCGUUUGCUUGGGAACUCCAUGUUUAUGGAUCUGCCACUGUUCUGACGCAGGGCACGUUUUCUGACGUCAUCGUGGGAGUGUCUCGUGGAAGAAAUGAACGGUCAUCAACACAAUCCUCUCAGCGCCCAUCAUGUGAUUUUUCUAAAUGA
Messenger RNA from Knipowitschia caucasica, 315 nucleotides. The record is from the annotation of a GenBank genome assembly. Lineage: Eukaryota; Metazoa; Chordata; Actinopteri; Gobiiformes; Gobiidae.